Molecule: messenger RNA, 1773 nt
Organism: Lodderomyces theae
Lineage: Eukaryota; Fungi; Ascomycota; Pichiomycetes; Serinales; Debaryomycetaceae
Gene: SKO1
Product: Sko1p
Exons: 2
Coding region: 1-1773 (590 amino acids)
Biological process (GO): regulation of transcription by RNA polymerase II
Molecular function (GO): DNA-binding transcription factor activity, RNA polymerase II-specific; RNA polymerase II cis-regulatory region sequence-specific DNA binding
Source: RefSeq, a predicted model, not a curated record
AUGUCCGGAGAUUCGAGGUCAAACUUUGAUCUAGAGCCGAAUCCUUUUGAAAGGUCGUUUGCUACAAAGGACUCUUCAUUGUCUUUGAGCACAACCGCAGGUCAUCAGUCUCGUCAUGAAUCUAGCUCCGAGAUUGAUACUGCUGGAAAUAGUUCGGCUUAUUCAAACAGUAAAGCCAACUUGGCGUUCACAGGAAUACAGGAUCCACAUGAACAACAAACACAUGUACAACAACAACAACAAAUUCAGCAUCAACCUUUACAAAACCAUCACCCAACUAAGUUACCCGGUAUAACACCGCCAUUGUUUACUCCUGGUGGACGGAGAUUGCCACCGUUGGAGCCUACUUCGAACCCCGGCACACCCACAACCAAUUUAUGGAACAGUUUACUAAGUGCAUCAAACGGCAGCACCAACCCCUUGCCUCAGCAAAAUGGCCAGUUACAUCCAGCACAACAGAGUUACAACCAGUUUGCGUCGCGUAAGACUGGGUUGACUCCAAAUGAGUCCAACUUGAGAUCCGGUCUAACUCCUGGAGGAUUUUCUUUUGGUUUCGGAGGGCAGGUGGGGACUGGCUUGUCAACUCCUGGAGGUCUAUUAAAUGGGCCCAUCACUCCCGGUUUGUCUAGCUUGUUGGGUAUCCCAUCGGGUAACAAUAAUAUAUUGAUGGGGAUGCCGCAUGGGGGUGUACCCAAUCCUGGGCCCUCGCAAAUGCAACAAUCGCAAUCAACCCCGUCACAACAUCAGUUACAAUCGCAAGAACACCCGCAGCUGCAAGUUUUGCAACCUCAAGUACCACAUCCAGACACACAACAACAGCAGCAACAGCAACAGCAGCCACAUCAGCCACAUCAGCUAACACAGUCACUUCCGCAGAUAGGAGCAUCGCCACCAGUGAACAAUCAACAGAUAGCUCUAGUCCCACCUUCCGUUUUACCCGAGAAUUCGAAAUUUCUCCAACAACCUGUUGAGCCUCCUGGUAUGGCACUGCAAGAACCACUAACUACACAACAAGAACAUCAACGUCCGCUUCCUACACUUACAGAGCCUUCGUCUAUACAGCUGGCCCAUGCAUCCUCUCAUCAAGCUUUGCAUAGUCUGUCUCAAAACCCGUCACUGGAAGUGCUAUCCACAGUCACGAAUAGUGCCUCGCCCAACCCCACGAAUCCUUCAGUUGCCAGUGACCUCAAAGUGAAAUCUGUGGACUUAUUGAAAAAGAAAAAGGGAAGAACUGCAGGGGUCAAAAAGCCCCGAGCAACCAAACCGAAGAAGGCCACAGUGAAGGUAAAAGAGGAGCCCGGAGUGGAGAAGAGUGUGAAUAGUGACGACAAGGAAAAUCACGCCAAUGGACCUAGUGAAGCGACAGGAGAUGGUGCAAAGAAAACCGAAAUGAAGCAAGCAGGCGGCAAAAGAAAAAAUUCAACUAAUGAAGAAGAAAAGCGGAAGAGUUUUCUCGAGAGAAACAGAGUUGCUGCAUCCAAGUGUAGGCAGAGAAAAAAACAGCUUAUGCAGAAGAUGGAGGACGAGUUGGCUUUCUAUUCGAAUGGAUAUAGAGAAACAAGUGCACAAGUUACCGAACUUCGUGCUCAUUUGCAAAAAAUGACAAGCAUACUAAUCGCUCAUAAGGAUUGUCCAUCUUUGGCACAGUCGUGUGGUGGGAUCGAAGAUUUGUCGAGUAUCAUUCAAGAGGCUGAACAUCUUGCCAAGGAUACUGUGGAAACUGAGGAUCAGGUGAGCUCCAUUCCAUCAACAAUUCCAACAACGCUUCAUUGA